AUGAAAGGAAAUCUCAGCAUACCUCUACAGCCAGGUGAUUCUGUCCAAAACUCUACUGACGAUGCUGACUCUAAUGAUAGCGACCAGCCUCUUCCAACACGACUUAACUUCGACCUCUACGCUGCAAUAACAGCGUUAGUUGGAAGGCCCUUAAGGUCCUAUAAGAGAGGCCAUGUGGAAUGA
Messenger RNA from Dovyalis caffra, 183 nucleotides. The record is from the annotation of a GenBank genome assembly. NCBI's taxonomy places the organism in Eukaryota, Viridiplantae, Streptophyta, Magnoliopsida, Malpighiales, Salicaceae.